Molecule: messenger RNA, 2152 nt
Organism: Bubalus bubalis (water buffalo)
Lineage: Eukaryota; Metazoa; Chordata; Mammalia; Artiodactyla; Bovidae
Product: putative protein FAM172B
Exons: 4
Coding region: 657-1760 (367 amino acids)
Biological process (GO): regulatory ncRNA-mediated heterochromatin formation
Cellular component (GO): nucleus
Molecular function (GO): siRNA binding
Source: RefSeq, a predicted model, not a curated record
CAAGUGUUUGUUUAAGUGGCGUGUUUUCAUUCUCUCUGUGCCUAUAGGAUACUGAGACUGGGUGUGAGGUUUUAGCCCAUAAAGGUUUUGUUGACUUGAAGAUGCGGUUGACUAAAAAUUAAAGCAAGGAAGCUAGGAAUUCCCCCACUUCGCUACCCCAGUCCUUUGAUUGUAUUAUUUUACUCGUGGCGUCUGCUAUGUCUGUUCUCAAGGCGCUUCCUCAAAUUUAGAAGCAAAAAGACUUUAACAAGACAAAAAUCAAUAGCCUGUUAGUUUAGCAGUUGGAGUGGAAAUCAAUUAAGUCAGCUGAGGAAAAUGAGUAAUAGGAUCUCUUCAAAAUCCAAAUCCAUAAUUUUUAAAGGACAAGGAAAAAGCUGGAUCUCAAUUUUUUAACAUAAAAUAAUGAGAUGCUAUAAAGUGGGUGGCUGUAUAUGAAUUUGUUCAACUAAUUUUUAUUACAGUACUUAAGGGAAUAACCCUGACUUCAAUGAACUCAACGGCUGGUAAUGGGACUUGACUUGUUCAAUUCACUGCCAGAGCCUGGCUUUUGCUUUUUUAGCCUUACUUUUUAAUUACUGUGUCGUCUGUGUUGGAGCUAGGGAAUCACGCUGGCUUGAUUCAUCAGCGGAUAUUAUACGAAACAGAGCUGGAAAAAGAUGGAAAUAGAGUGGUUACCAGUGACUCAGAAACUGAGCUUCCAAAAAUUUAUUGAACAAUCUGACUUACUAGAAGAACUUAAAUAUGACUUCAAUGAAAAAGUUGAAUUGAGACACACCGAGACACAUGGGCCUUUUGCCUUUAACUAUUAUAAAAAUGUCCUGGAGAGGAAUAGCAAGCGCUACUGGGCCCUUGGCCAUUUGCUUGAACAAUACAUUUAUGAACUUUUGGAGAAAGUGUGCAAAUUACAAAAAGUAUAUAUCCCACCAGAGGCUGAUAAGGAACCAAGAAGCUUCUUUUUCAUGAGUGAGAGAGCGUUAUCAAAUCAUCAUUCUGCUCUUCUUGUCCUCCUUCAAGACCACGGGGUCUUUAGAGCUGGUCAGUGGAGUCAGCAAGCAAUAAUACACCAUGGUCUCCAGCAUGGAAGUCAGAUACCAUGUAUUCAAAUGGCAUUGCAGGCACAUUAUGAUGUAAUUGUGCUAAACCCCAAUGACAAUUUUGUGGACCAGCAGACAGGAGAAGAGUGGAAAGGCCUUUUAACACAAAAUGGUGAGUUCUCUUCCAGAAAAAUGGUUCAGACAAAGAGCUUUUUCUCUCUCCAGGAGUCUCUCCAAUGUAUUCCAAAAAGAUGCAGCAACACCCCUGAAGAACACAUGGCUUAUAUUUGGGAUUACUUCAUAUCAAAGACUGAAGGCAAGGAUGUUGCCUUCAUUGUACAUGGUUAUGGAGGCUUGGUUUUUAUGGACUUGCUUGUUCGUAAAAAGUGGGAUGUGAUGAGCAAAGUAUACGCUGUUGCACUUAUUGACUCUGAACAUCAUGUAGGACACCAGUUGGGAAGCGAUGUCCAGUUAUUAGAAUGGAUAAAGCAGCACUGCCGUGAAUGGGUGACAAGUCCGAAGCCUUUGGAUAAACCUGCAACGACCGUUUUGAAAAAGGAGUUUCCUAUAGUUUCUGCUGGUACAGAAAAACACAACUUAGCCCCUUCCUCUAGCCUUCAGUCAAUUUUUAAAUACUUUAGAAAAGCUUUGAAAGCCAAAGCAGCUAAUUUCUCUCGAGUGUCCAUAGUGACUAGAAGCUCCACAAAAAGAAAGCAAAGUGCUUAAGUUACUUUUUUUGUCAUCUAAGAUUGUUUUGUCCCACUGAAACUUUGCUAAUGUAGAUGCUAGAAGAGAAGAACACUUCCAACUCACAUGCAGUAUUAUGUUCUGACUUCAAGUCUGAUUUGCUGAAUUUGUUUAAAAGCAAAUAUGUUUUGCAAAUAUGUUCUGUAGCCUACUGAUGAACCAGGAAGUCAGUACCAUCAUUAAUAUUUUACAAUAUUAGUCAAAGUAGUCUUGUUAGAGGAUCUUCUUAGGAAAAGAUUUCAUAUGGUUUAAUGACACCAAAACUGUAAUUGAUAGAAAUUAAAUAUUAAGUCAAUAUUUGACUUCUGUAUUAUUAGCACUAUAUUAAAAUUAUAAAUGAAAAUAAAAUUAAGUAUCAUAAGGAAACUCCA